CGUAUGGAAUCAGAACAGGAAACACUGCAGACAAAACUUUAUUUAUCAAAUCCAAACAGAUAGCAUCAAUGUGCAUUGGCCACAAGCUUUUGGCUAACAUAAUGUGUAUGUCAAUAAUUCACUCAACCCAUGCAUGUCCAAUUUCUAUUAUGUUAUUUAAUUUUGGCUUGAAUUGCUAAAUUUAGAACAACUGAAUUAAAUUAUAAUUUUCUGCAAAUGUUUGGAUUUAUUUCUUUUUAACACAGGUAAGCAUUUCUUCCUCUAUAAAACAAUAGAAGGAGAAGCCAUUAGCCAUAUGUCCUUAUUUAGUCAAUACUCAUAUUUGCUUGAUUUCCAUGGCUUCCAAAUCCCACCAACUCCAUUUUAUCCUGUUUCCUUAUAUGGCUCAAGGCCACAUGAUUCCUAUGGUUGACAUAGCCAGAUUGUUAGCUCAGCAUGGCAUGAUUAUUACUAUAGUUACCACGCCACUUAAUUCAAAGCGUUUCGCAUCAACUCUUGCUCGUGCUGUUGAAUCUGGGCUCGAAAUUCACCUUCUUGAAGUCCCAUUUCCAUCUGAAAAAGCAGGAUUGCCAAAAGAGUGUGAGAAUAUUGAUAUGCUUCCUUCACUGGGCUUAGGCCUUGAGUUCGCCUCUGCAACCAACUUGCUACAAGAAACGGUAGAACGAUUGCUUAAAGAUCUAAAACCAAGGCCUAAUUGCAUAAUCUCUGACAUGUGCUUACCUUACACGAGUCGGAUUGCUAGCAAGUUUCAGAUUCCAAGGAUUGUUUUCAAUGGAUUUGGUUGCUUUAGUAUGAUGUGCUUGCACAGAUUAUACAAAUCCCAGAUUCUCGAAAGCAUAACCUCUAAAUCGGAAUACUUCGAGGUGCCUGGUUUGCCUGAUCAUAUUCUAGUAACCAAAGAACAGCUGCCAGAAGCCAUGCAUCAAAGUGUGCAAAUAUUCAACAAGCAAGUGAUAGCCGCUGAAAUCGUGACUUACGGGAUUAUUUUUAAUUCUUUUGAAGAGUUGGAGCCAGCUUAUGUCCAAGAAUUCAAAAAGGCAAGAGGGGAUAAGGUCUGGUGUGUUGGUCCAGUUUCGCUAUGCAACAAACACAACUUGGAUAAGCUCCAAAGAGGCGAUAAGGCCUCAGUUGAUGAAUAUGAAUGCUUGAAGUGGCUUAAUUCACAAAAGCCAGGAUCUGUAUUAUAUGUUUGUUUUGGUAGCCUUUGUAAUCUAAUAACCUCACAGUUGAUAGAGAUUGGCUUAGCAUUAGAAGCAUCAAACAUACCAUUCAUUUGGGUGUUAAGGGGAGGAGGGAAAUCAACACAAAUAGAAAAGUGGAUUGUAGAAGAUGGUUUUGAAGAAAGGAUUAACGGAAGAGGCCUCUUAAUUCGAGGUUGGGCUCCCCAAGUAGCUAUAUUGUCGCAUGCAGCUGUUGGAGGAUUCUUAACACAUUGUGGAUGGAAUUCAACUCUAGAAGGAAUAUGUGCAGGCAAGCCAAUGAUUACAUGGCCAUUAUUUGCAGACCAGUUCUUAAAUGAGAGGCUAGUUGUGGAUGUGUCAAAGAUUGGUGUAAAGGCUGGGACAGAGGUUACUGUGCCAUGGGGGGAAGAAGAGAAGAUUGGAGUGUUAGUUAAAAAGAAAGAUGUUAAUAGGGCUAUAGAAAGGUUAAUGGAUGGAGGAGAGGAAAGUGAAGAAAGAAGAAAAAGAGCCAAAGAGCUUAGCAGGAUGGCAAAGGGAGCAAUAGAACCUGAGGGCUCUUCCUAUGUUAACAUGGAAAUGCUAAUACAAGACAUCAUGCAGCAAAUAGGAUUGGAUAAAUAGGUUAUGAUGGCAUAUAAUAGAUUUGGAUGGUAUACAAUAAGAUGUUCAGAUUUGAGAAAUAAUAUUUAUAUCAAUUAGAGUUCUGUA
Hevea brasiliensis (rubber tree) is the source of this 1889-nucleotide messenger RNA. RefSeq names its product UDP-glycosyltransferase 73C1. The transcript has a single exon. Gene Ontology annotation, molecular function: UDP-glycosyltransferase activity. The record is from RefSeq and is a predicted model, not a curated record. NCBI's taxonomy places the organism in Eukaryota, Viridiplantae, Streptophyta, Magnoliopsida, Malpighiales, Euphorbiaceae. The coding region runs from base 336 to 1802 and encodes 488 amino acids.